Molecule: messenger RNA, 1304 nt
Organism: Lycium barbarum (goji berry)
Lineage: Eukaryota; Viridiplantae; Streptophyta; Magnoliopsida; Solanales; Solanaceae
Exons: 4
Coding region: 660-1304 (214 amino acids)
Source: RefSeq, a predicted model, not a curated record
AUGACUAUUGUUCAAAAUUGAGGGGGGUGUUUGAUUUUUAAAGCAAAGUUGGGGGUUAAAAUGAUUUUCACCCGAGAUAAAUAAUGUAUCUUUUACUUUUUUUGGAGAUUUUUAAAAUCAAAAGUAAGGAAAAAUUCAAAAAUUUGAGGAAAAAAAGAAGAAGAUAAAUGAUAACUUUUUUUUUUUUUUUGGUUAAUCUCUUAUUGCCCAACUUAAAUAUAGAUAUAGAUUCGACCAAAAUCCAAUUAUUAAAUGUUUUAACAAAAGAAUUCCACAAGAUAAGCUCCUUCCUUCUUGUGGUUUAUACUUACCGUUUGGAGCUCUCAUCAUUUUUCUAUAAAUUAAUAGAAGAAUUCAUCACAAAUUUAAAACACAACUCAUACAAAAACUCCAAUCUUCAAAGGUGCGUGCCUCAUUGACUCUUCUUUUUGUUCUUUCUAAAUAGUCAUUUUUUGGGUAUUUCUUAUAACUUUAGAUUUUGAUAGAGUCCAUUUUUUUUUAGUGUAUAGAGAUAGUAUACUUUCCUCAUUUAUUAAAAGUGAAUAACAUUUUCAGCAUGCAACGAAAUAUGAUUAUAUCUUUGUUUUAUUUUUGGUUUCUUAACAUUAGUUUGUCGUAUAUACGUGUAUUCAACAGCUGUCCAUAAUUAUUAUUUUUUAAUGAAUUCAGAGUAUGUUUUAUUCAUCAAAGAAAUAUUUUACACACUUUUUUUUGCCCUUUUAUCAGAGUAUGUUUAUUCAUCAAAGAGAUGUCUACAAACUAUUUUUUUUUCACCCUUUUAUCAGAGAAUGUUCAUUCACCAAAGAAAUGUUCUACAAACUUUGUUGAUGUCAUAUUUGCUUUUGAGUUAUGACGGAGUUCAAGGGGAAAUUAAGUUGUCCAAACUAGAGGAAUUAGCGUUGGACAAGCAACUAAAACUUUUAAACAAACCAGCAGUCAAAACAAUUAAGACUGAAUGGGGAGAUACAUACGAUUGUGUGGAUUUCUACAAACAACCUGCAUUUGAUCAUCCAUCGUUGAACAAUCACAAUUUUCAUCCUGAGAUGAAAUCCACUUUAUCAACGACACAACAAAUUCCAAGUGACUCGACUGUUGAUAUAUCUUCGAGGAUAUGGUCAGAGAAUGAAAGUUGUCCUUUUGGAACUGUUCCCAUCAAAAGAGUUACCAAAGAUGAUCUUAUUAGACAAAGACGUGUGCCACCGCUAGAAAAUUUAACAUUUGAAGCUCAAUUAGAGGAUACUAACAAUCUAGAGUCAGCAGGAAGAUACAUGGUACAUGAACAUCAUUUGAACACUUCUUCUUAG